Messenger RNA from Hypanus sabinus (Atlantic stingray), 2738 nucleotides. RefSeq names its product LYR motif containing 7 (gene lyrm7). NCBI's taxonomy places the organism in Eukaryota, Metazoa, Chordata, Chondrichthyes, Myliobatiformes, Dasyatidae. The transcript has 5 exons. Bases 16 to 423 code for a protein of 135 amino acids. Gene Ontology annotation, biological process: mitochondrial respiratory chain complex III assembly. The record is from RefSeq and is a predicted model, not a curated record.
AAUUGCCAUUUUGACAUGGUUGUACUUGCGGUACUUUGUCCCUCGGCGGCACUGAUCCGAAGGAGGAUUGUUGCGUCGGCGGCCCGGGCCCGGGCUCGCUGUGCCAUGGGCUCCCGCGCUAAGGUAUUGCAGCUUUUCAAAGCUUUGCAUAGAACAAGGAAAGAGGUGUUCAGCGGUGAUGAAAAAACACUGGAAGCUGCAAGGCAGAAGAUUAAUUCUGAAUUCCGGAACCACCGUAAUGAAUCAUCUCCAGAGCAAAUAUCUGAGUUAAUUAAAUUAGGAUCAGAUAUAGAAAUAAUUCUCAGGAAGACUGUAAUCCAGGGAAUUCACACCAAACAUGAUACCAUUUUUCUAAGACCCAGGGAAGAUGUUCUGCUGGAUAAUGUGCCCUUCAACGAUAAUCCUACGAAGAAAACUAAUUAGUGUAAGAAAUAUUUCGGUGAAGGUUUGGACUUCAUGUAUUCUUAUUGAAACUACAGCAUCUUGAAGUUGUUGAAAGGCUGUUGAAAUUUUUAAGGACUAAAGGCUGAUUUAUACUCGUGCGUACGGGCUACGCCACAGCCUAUGCCAUAACCCUGAUUUUCACUUUUGCAUCGCUCUACACUAUAGCGAGCAUGCGUUGGUGUGCACCAAAACGCUAGUUGGCGGUGGGGUUUCUAUGCCACUGUGUUGAGUUUCUUUGUGAGAGACAUGGACGAGGAAAUGCAUUUCAAACAUUUGUGCAUGACGGCAGGUAGAUUUAAUGAUUUGGUUCAUCUGUUUCGCAUCGGUGUACGCACAGCCCACAAACAUUCCAGAGAAGCAACCGGAAAUUUGUAGGAGGAAAUGCGAUGCUACCAAGCGGACCAAUCACAGUUGUUGCUGUCUGCGUUUACUGUGACGUGCGAGUAACUUUUCUGGAGAGGUGCAUGUCACCCUACAGCAUAGGGUACGGCGUAGCGUACGCGUUACCUAUGGCGUUGAUGCAACACACAAGUAUAAAUCAGCCUUAAACAUAAUCAAGGUGUGGUUAUACAGAACCUGAUUUGUAUUCUCUGGACAAGUAUGAACUCUGCACUUGUACUCUAGAUUUUUCUGUUCCAUUUCGUUCACUAGUGCCCUACCAUUGAGAUUACAAGAACCACCUGGUUUGACUUUACAGUGCAAAAUAUUUUGAUAUUUCCACUGUACCUAACCAUUAAAUGAAUGAAAUUUCCUUGUUGUCAGUAGCAGUUUAGUUGUGGUAAGAGACCAGUGCUAACUUGUGGAAACAUUACAGAAUUAAUAACACUUAAGAAAAUUGAAACUUUUGGAUGAGAGCAUGACCCUCAGUCAAUUGAGUUCUCGUACUUCUAUUCUGUUGGUUGUGUUACUUGCCUAGUCAUUGCAAUUACCUUUUAUUGAUUAUUCAACAAAUAUAAAGCAAUACAAACACUCAUACUAGAAAUCUUUGGGAAUUCAGUCCAAGGUUAUCGUUUCGGCAAAUGGUAUUGAUUCCCUGUUCAUUUUCCCAACUUGAACAUGAUUAAUUAAUGUAUUUUUUUAAAAUAAUUCAGCUCUUCCUUCCCCUCUAUUUUUACAUGUAACCAGAAACGUGCAUUUAUAUGUAAUUUUUUGUUCAGUACCCCAAUUUAUAGAUCGGGGGGAUUACCUUACUAUCAGCUCAGAUUUGACUACUUGAAAUCAUUGUACCACAUGAUUCUCUUGUUUAAUUGAAUACUUUUGCCACAGCCCCUAUUUAUUAUUUAUCAGAAUUGGUCCUAGCCCCAGACUUGCUGCUUUUCAUGCUUUACCAGUAAUUUUUAGAACACUUAGUAAUCUAUGCAUCAGAUGAACAUUUUGUUCAUUUCUUUCUACUCAUGCUGCAUGUUACACACUUAUGUUUCCCUUCAUUUAUUACACAUUUCUAGGAAGCUGAAAAUGGGUCCACAUGCACGAUUUAGUUGCACUGUCUGAUUCCUCGUGCUGCUGUGAAUCUCAUGUGUUAUAAUGGAUGAAGUAUGUGAAUAAAAUUGUCUUGAUAAUGCAAGUUAUUUUUUGUAGAUAAUUAACUCAUUGGCCCUACAUUAAAUAAUGAACUUUCAUGACAAUGUCAAAAGCAGGGUUUUUUUAUAUUUGUGUUUUAUAACUUAUUUUCCAACUUGAGGUAAUAACUGUAUUGACCUUGAAUCGAUUCACUUUCAUACAAAUAAAAUAUUGCAAGAUAAAAUGAUUGGUGCUAGUCCUUUUAACUUGUGCUUAAAAUUUGCAAACACAUGAAUCUUGAGCCAGAAUAGGCCACAUGGCCCCUCAAGUCUACUCUGCCUUGAAUUAGGUCAUGGCUGUUCGGGAUAACUGAUACAUAAUAGAUAUUAAUGUCAGUUCAUUGCAGAGUAAUUUGCAUUUUUUCCACUUCAAAACUAAAAUUGUUUUUGUCUCCACAAAAUAUCAAAUCAGUAUCACAUGUUCUAAUUUAUCAUCACAUUCUUGAAAGCUGCAACUGAUUAACCACAUGAACUUUUCUAAGAAAUUUCACAUUAAGCAGUCAUGCAAGGAAAAUUGUGCAUCAUGCUGUUGUUGCCUAUUAUAUGUGGUAAAUUCAAAUAUAAGUGACAGUAAAUUUUACAUUAGGAUAGCUGACUGUUAUACCUAAUCCAUUGAAAGAUGUGAUGGAGUGUGACUUAGUACACUCUCAGAAUGUGUUUCACACGUCAGAAUUUGGUACUGUAGGUUAAGUUAUGAAACACUGAUCUUUAAUAAAGCUUUUCACAAAUAUCCAA